AUGAUUAUACGUGUCUCUUUUUAUUUCCUAGUUGAUUUCUUGUGUCUUCCAUCUUUUUUUUUCAUAUUCCUGCUUCCGUCACCUCUCAGUACUUCUAUCACCACCACCCCCACCCCCAGCCCUACCCGUCCUUACACCAGUCGUCCAAACAGAUUUUUGGCGAGGUGUUUAUGUGCUACUAAACAAAAUCAACCAAUAAACCGUUUUACUACGAAACACCAACUCUCCGGUAUUCCUACCAUUUUCAACUAUCUCCUCAUACUUUCGCUUUUCCACCCAUUUUCUACUCUUUUCUACCAUUUCCUUCUGCUUUUCCUCCUAUUUUCUACUCUCUCCACAUACUUCUGCGUUUCCUCCCAUUUUCUACUCUCUCCUCAUCCUUCCGCUUUUCCUCCUAUUUUCUACUCUCUCCUCAUACUUCUGCUUUUCCUCCUAUUUUCUACUCUCUCCACAUACUUCUGCGUUUCCUCCCAUUUUCUACUCUCUCCUCAUCCUUCCGCUUUUCCUCCUAUUUUCUACUCUCUCCUCAUCCUUCCGCUUUUCCUCCCAUUUUCUACUCUCUCCUCAUCCUUCCGCUUUUUCUCCCAUUUUCUACUCUCUCCACAUACUUCUGCAUUUUCUCCCAUUUUCAACUCUUUCCUCAUCUUUCUGAUUUUUCUCCUAUUUUCUACUCUCUCCAUAUACUUCUGCUUUUCCUCCCAUUUCCUACUCUUCCCUCAUCCUUCCGCUUUUCCUCCCAUUUUCUACUCUCUCCACUUACUCCUGCUUUUCCUCCCGUUUCCUCCUCCCUCUCACUCGUCCGCUUUUUCUUCCAUUGUCUAUUCUCCCCCUUAUCCUUCAGUUUUUCCUCCCAUUUUCUACUCUCUCCUCAUACUUCUGCUUUUCCUCCUAUUUCCUCCUCUCUCCUCAUCCACCCGCUUUUCCUCCCAUUGUUUACUCUCUCCGUUCUUUCUUGUAUUUGCAGAUCCCCACCAGAUAUCUGCUUGUUGUGGCAUGAGGUUGAUUGAAAGGAAGUCUCAAAUCUACAUACCUUCGAAGAGGCCAAAUAUACUUCUGAGCACUCUUGCUGUCGCUGAAGGUGGUUCUCUGGAAUCUUUUCGGAUUCGAACCACACUGACUGAUUCCAAUUCCCAUUCGUCAUAA
Acanthosepion pharaonis is the source of this 1143-nucleotide messenger RNA. NCBI's taxonomy places the organism in Eukaryota, Metazoa, Mollusca, Cephalopoda, Sepiida, Sepiidae. The record is from the annotation of a GenBank genome assembly.